This is a messenger RNA of Insectozyma verbasci, 2451 nucleotides long. NCBI's taxonomy places the organism in Eukaryota, Fungi, Ascomycota, Pichiomycetes, Serinales, Debaryomycetaceae. The record is from the annotation of a GenBank genome assembly.
AUGAUAAAUAGAUGUUUAAGACUACCGAGAUGUAAUUUACAAAGAAGAUCAUAUUCAGAUGUGCUAAAGAAGCCAAAUAGAUUUGCUGAACAAUUUAAAAACAAAGGGAACGAAGGAUCAAAUAGAUUUGCUGAUCAAUAUAAUACUAAUCAAAAACAACAACUGCUGAAAAAUUCUAGUAUACUGAAUCAAGCGCAAAAUCAAGGUCGGGAGAAUCAACUGGAAGUAGAUAAUUCACAAGACUCUACAAAUAGAUUUGCGAGACAGUUAGAAAAUUCUCCAAAAACUGCACAAAAUGAAAAUCAAAAUUUUACCCCAAGGCAAGAUCAAAAUGGACUGAAAGAUAAUCAAUUGAAGACGGAAAAGCCUACUAAUAGGUUUGCUAAACAAUAUGAGAUAUCGAAACAAAAUCAACGUGCAUUAAAUAAUCAAUCUAACGUCAAUAAAUCAGAAAAGCCUGCCAAUAGAUUUGCAGGACAGUAUGAUAAAUCUCCGAAACUAGAUUCAAAACAAACUCGAUUUGAUCAAUUAAAAAAACAGUUAAACAAAACUACAGCUAAACCAAAAGUCCUCAAGAAGCAAGUGAAGAAAAAAGCUAAAAAUAGAAAAAUUAUCAAAAUUCAUAUACCUCCAGUUAUAUCAGUUUCAAAUUUUGCGGCAAGUAUGAAUGUAACACUAAAUGAACUAUUUAAAAAAUUACAAGGAUUGGGAUUUGAGGAUAUUAGACAUAAUUAUAUGCUCGAUAAAGAAACUGCUGCAUUAGUCGCAGAUGAAUUUGAUAUUGAAAUAGAUACAAGUGAACAAUCAAAAGAUGAUAUAUUUCCAGAUAAAGUUAAUGAAUCAUUACUCACAGAAAGACCACCGGUAGUAACAAUUAUGGGUCAUGUCGAUCAUGGUAAAACUACAAUUUUAGAUUAUUUACGUAAGUCGUCAAUUGUAGAUAAAGAAUUUGGUGGUAUAACUCAACAUAUUGGUGCAUUUUCAGUAACAGCACCAAUUUCAAAAAAGAAGAUUACAUUUUUGGAUACUCCUGGACAUGCAGCAUUUCUAAAAAUGAGAGAAAGAGGUGCUGUAAUUACUGAUAUUGUUAUUUUGGUAGUUGCUGGUGAUGACUCAGUUAAACCACAAACUAUAGAAGCUAUAAAACAUGCUAAAAAAUCAGGUGUUCCAAUGAUUGUUGCUAUAAAUAAAUGUGAUAAAUAUGGUAUUAAAAUUGAUAAAGUAUUAAGUGAUUUAUCUGCUAAUGGUGUAGAAAUUGAAGAUUAUGGUGGUGACACUCAAACUGUACAAGUUUCAGGUAAAACAGGAUUAAACAUGGAUAAAUUAGAAGAAGCAGUAAUCACCCUUAGUGAAUUAAGUGAGUUUAAAGCUGAACCAAAAGGUGUUGCUGCUGAAGGUUGGAUUAUUGAAUCUGAAGUUGUUAAAGGUUUAGGUAAUGUAGCUACUGUAUUAGUACGUAGAGGUUCUUUGAAACCUGGAGAUUUUAUUGUAGCUGGUGAUACAUAUUGUAAAAUACGUGCCAUGAAGGAUGAAUUUAAUAAACCAGUUAAAUUAGCAACACCAUCUACACCAGUUCAGAUUAUGGGAUGGAAAACAUUACCAAAUAGUGGUGAGUCAAUAAUACAAGCUAAAAAUGAACAACUGGCUAAAAAAUGUAUUGAUUAUAGAAUUGCCAAAUUUCAAGAAAUUCAAUCAAUCAGACAUAUUGAAGAUAUAAAUAAACAAAGAGCAGAAGAAAUUGAAAAUGCUAAAAAACAAGAGAAAAUAAAUGCAUUGAAAGCAGCUGGUUUAGAUACAACAGAAUUGGAAAAUAAAAAAGAGGAUUUAGUUAAAAAAUGUUCAUAUAUUAUAAAAUCCGAUGUUUUUGGUUCUGCUGAAGCUAUUAAAGAAAGUAUUGAUGGUUUGGGUAAUGAAGAAGUUAAAUCAGUAGUUAUAAAUCAUGAAGCUGGGCCUCCAAGUGAAGGUGAUGUUGAAUUGGCUAAAACUUUUAAUGCUAAAAUUUUCUGUUUCAAUGUUAAAGUACCUAGAAAUAUUCAAAUGAAAGCAGAUAAAGAUAAAGUUGAAAUAGUUGAACAUAACAUUAUCUAUAGAUUGAUCGAAGAAGUAACUGAUGAUUUAUGUUCACAUUUGGCUCCAAGAAUAGAAACUAAAAUUACAGGAGAAGUAGACAUAAAGGAUGUUUUUACAAUCACUGCACAUCAACAAAAGGUUAAAGUUGCAGGAUGUAAAGUUGCCACUGGGUUAAUUACACGUAAUUCAAAUGUUAAAGUUCUAAGAAAACGUCAAGAGAUAUAUAAAGGUACAUUAUCAUCAUUAAAAUAUAUCAAAGAUGAUAUUUCAGAAGCUAAAAAAGGUAAUGAAUGUGGUUUAAUGUUUUCAAAAUGGUCAGAUUUUGAAUCUGGUGAUAAGAUACAAGUUUAUGAAGAAAUAGAACAUAAAAGAUUCUUGUAA